AUGCAAAGGGGAUUCAACACAUUUGACUUACCUAAAGAUAUUCGGCCCUUACACGUCGAGAGUCAGGAAGCUGGCGUCAGAGUUCAAUGGUCUGAUAAUGCUCAUGAGAGCUUUUACCCCUGGGAGUUCAUCAAUUCAUACUUGAAGGCAGACCGUGUCGAGUCUGAAAGCUUACAAGUCGAGUAUUUUGGUGCAGAUGGCAAUUCUGAAGCGGAACAAUGGCCGCCAUCGGUGAGAAGCAAAGAUGUUGAGAGCAACGAAACGGCCGCAAUUGGUCAAUUGACAGCCUUCAUUCGACGUUUCGGGUUCUCAUUCAUCAAAGACGUACCAUACGAAACAGGUGAGGCCACAGAAAAGCUACUGGAGAAGAUUGCCUUCAUCAGGCACACCCAUUAUGGGGGCUUUUACGAUUUCAUUCCGGACCUCGCACUCGCAGACACUGCUUACACCAAUCUGGCUCUGGCGGCGCACACAGACACCACUUACUUCUCAGACCCCGCCGGCUUGCAGGCCUUCCAUCUCCUGUCUCACACAGACGACACUGUGAAGGAUGGAAAGAUAUCCCUCGGCGGCCAGUCUCUCCUUGUGGAUGGAUUCUACGCAGCGAGUAUCUUGAGGGACGAAGACCCUAAAGCGUUUGAGAUCCUGAGUCGUGUUAAGCUGCCAUGGCAUGCCAGUGGAAAUGAAGGAAUCACGAUUGCUCCCGACAAGUUAUAUCCCGUCCUUGAAGUCGACGAGAAGACGGGCGCGCUGCAUCGUGUCAGAUGGAACAACGACGACAGGGGUGUCGUCCCAUUCGACAGCGAGUACUCUCCACAGGAAUGGUAUGAUGCUGCCAGGAAGUGGGACGCAAUACUGCGUCGGAAAUCGGUAGAGUACUGGUUCCAGCUUACUCCCGGGAGUCUUCUAGUCUUUGAUAAUUGGCGUGUACUGCAUGGGCGAAGCGCGUUCACGGGCGUGAGGAGAAUGUGCGGUGGGUACAUCAAUCGAGAUGACUUUAUGUCACGAUGGAGAAAUACGAAUUAUCCCAGGGAAGAGAUUCUACGACGGGUAGUCGGGUAA
Messenger RNA from Neoarthrinium moseri, 1062 nucleotides. RefSeq lists its product as uncharacterized. Lineage: Eukaryota; Fungi; Ascomycota; Sordariomycetes; Amphisphaeriales; Apiosporaceae. The record is from RefSeq and is a predicted model, not a curated record. Bases 1 to 1062 code for a protein of 353 amino acids. Gene Ontology annotation, molecular function: trimethyllysine dioxygenase activity; iron ion binding. Gene Ontology annotation, biological process: carnitine biosynthetic process. Gene Ontology annotation, cellular component: mitochondrion. The transcript has 7 exons.